AUGUCUUUGAUCAGACAGAAGAACUUAGCCUUGCUUAAUCUCUCACACAACAAUUUGUCUGGCUCAAUACCUGUAGCACUGGGUGAUCUAAAAUUUCUCGCCCUGUUAGAUCUCUCUUACAAUCAUCUGUAUGGAGAAAUACCAAGCAGUGGGGUAUUUGAGAAUGCUGCAUCUGUCUCACUCAGUGACAACUCCGGGCUUUGUGGUGGAGCUGUAGAUCUAAAGAUGCAGCCAUGCCCUCAUGUGUCCAGGAGAAGAUUAACACAAUACUACAUGAUUAGAAUACUCAUUCCCAUAUUUGGAUUCAUGUCACUCAUCUUGUUGAUCUAUUUUCUUCUUACUGGGAUGAGGAAAGCAAGAGAAUCAUUGCCGUUGCAAGAUUUUACCGGUGAACAAUUCCCCAAAGUAUCCUACAAUGAUUUAGCUGAAGCCACACAAAACUUCUCUGAAUCUAAUCUGCUUGGCAGAGGAAGCUAUGGUUCAGUAUACAGAGGACACAUCUUGAAAAAUAAAAUUGAACUGGCUGUUAAGGUGCUUGAUCUUGAUAUGAGAGGUGCAGAGAAAAGUUUUUUCUCAGAAUGUGAAGCGCUGAGAAGAAUUCAACAUCGUAAUCUUGUGCCGAUCAUAACUGCAUGCUCUACUGUAGAUAGCGACGGCAAUGUUUUCAAAGCUCUAGUUUAUGAAUUCAUGCGUAACGGCAAUCUGGACACAUGGUUACACAACAACCUGGAAGUGAAAUCUCCAAAACAUCUGAACUUAACUCAAAGACUAAGCAUAGCUGUUAACAUAGCUGAUGCAUUGGAUUAUUUACACCAUGACAGUGGAAGUCCUAUUGUUCAUUGUGAUGUCAAGCCCAGUAACAUACUAAUAGACGAUGACAUGACUGCUCAUUUGGGUGACUUUGGCAUUGCAAGCUUCUAUCUUAAUUCUCAGUUGAUGACAUCAACAGAUUCAACUACUUCAGCCGGGAUCAAGGGAACUAUUGGGUACAUUGCUCCAGAAUAUGCUGGAGGUGCUCGUGUAUCGACUAGCGGGGAUGUUUACAGUUUCGGAAUUGUGCUUUUAGAAAUAUUGACGGGGAAAAGACCUACUGACCCAAUGUUUGAGAAUGGAGCCAACCUUGUUGAUUUCAUAGAUAAGAGCUUCCCAGAUCAGAUAUCGGAUAUUAUUGAUGCCCCCAUCCAAGAAAUGUGCAAAGUAACCACUCAAGGAAGAAUGGACGACAUAGACACUGCUGUUCAUCGAUGUGUUCUAUCUAUGCUACAGGUUGCACUUUCUUGUACGUGCCAAUUACCAAAAGACCGGAUGGACAUGAGAGAAGUAGCAAGCAAGAUGCAUGCUAUAAAUAUGUCCAGCAUCAAAGGAAAAUAA
Molecule: messenger RNA, 1371 nt
Organism: Miscanthus lutarioriparius
Lineage: Eukaryota; Viridiplantae; Streptophyta; Magnoliopsida; Poales; Poaceae
Source: the annotation of a GenBank genome assembly